Molecule: messenger RNA, 946 nt
Organism: Cyclopterus lumpus (lumpfish)
Lineage: Eukaryota; Metazoa; Chordata; Actinopteri; Perciformes; Cyclopteridae
Gene: wfdc2
Product: WAP four-disulfide core domain 2
Exons: 4
Coding region: 14-511 (165 amino acids)
Biological process (GO): innate immune response; antibacterial humoral response
Cellular component (GO): extracellular region
Molecular function (GO): peptidase inhibitor activity
Source: RefSeq, a predicted model, not a curated record
GAAGGAAGUUAAAAUGGAGCAACACUGGUCGACAGUUUGUGCACUGCUUCUAGCACUCAGUGCAUUUGUGCACUAUGGCGUAGCUUUUGCUGCACAGAAGUCAGGAGUGUGUCCUGUCCCGGCGACUGGCUUCGGAGUCGGACUGUGUCAUCAUUUUUGCUUCAAUGAUAUGGACUGCCCCGAAACUGAGAAGUGCUGCCACAACGGAUGUGGAUAUGAGUGCAGGGCACCAUACAAAGCCAAGCCAGGAGUGUGUCCUAGCAGACUCUGGGGCUUCGGAAAGUGUGCUGAAUUUUGCACCAAUGACACUGACUGCCCCAAAGAUGAGAAGUGCUGCCACAAUGGAUGUGGGCAUGAGUGCAUGGCACCACACACAGUGAAGCCGGGCCGCUGCGCCCUUCCCCAGGGAACCCGCAUCUGUGCCGAGUACUGCUAUCAUGACGGGCAGUGUCCAGGAGAGCAGAAGUGCUGCAAGACAUCCUGUGGCCAUGCCUGCAGUGAGCCCUGCUGACUGGACGGCACAGAGACUUAGCUGCAACAGAAAUGUAUCAUGUUCACAACUCCAUGGUAAAACACUUUGGGUAGAAUAUUUGAGCACUGGAUGCCAUUUUAUGUGCCUGUACUUUAAGUAUGUACACAAAUCAAAUAGUGUUCUGCUCUAAAUGCGGAAGAGCAAAAGCCUAUAGAAUAACCUGCAAGAGGAAAAUAAUAUCCAUAAUAUUCAUACAUCGUCUUUAAAAAGGCCGACAGUAUGUUUGUGUUUUUCUUGAUUAGUUUACAACUUGAUUGAUCUUACUUUGAUGUCAAUGACACUUAGUCAGUAUUUCUGUAAGAGUAUUGAUAUUGUAUCUUCUAGUAUAUUCUAAAUGAAUGAAAAUGUACUUUACAUUACAUAUCAGUUUUUUGUAGGUGUGGAGCAAUUUUGUAUUUCAACUAAUAAACAUGU